This is a messenger RNA of Ananas comosus (pineapple), 1328 nucleotides long. Its product is annotated as apoptosis-inducing factor 2-like. Gene Ontology annotation, molecular function: flavin adenine dinucleotide binding; electron-transferring-flavoprotein dehydrogenase activity. Gene Ontology annotation, cellular component: cytoplasm. Lineage: Eukaryota; Viridiplantae; Streptophyta; Magnoliopsida; Poales; Bromeliaceae. The transcript has 4 exons. The record is from RefSeq and is a predicted model, not a curated record. Bases 74 to 1165 code for a protein of 363 amino acids.
AAUAAACAAGAGCUUUUAGAAGAAGCCAUUUCAGAGAUAAAAUAAAAGCGCUUCUUUGGAGAGCUUUUGAGCCAUGGAAGGAGGAGAAGAAGGGGGGAUGAGGAGGAGGAGGAGAGUGGUGGUGGUGGGCGGCGGCGUCGCCGGAGCCUUCCUCGCCAAGACCUUACAAUCCGACUCCGAUUUAGUCCUCAUUGACCCGAAGGAAUAUUUUGAGAUCCCAUGGGCCUACCUGCGAGCAAUGGUGGAGCCGCCGUUUGCGGAGAAAAUACUGAUCAAGCACACCGACUAUCUCACCAACGCGGUAAUCGUCACAUCGCGUGCGAUCGGUGUAACAGAAACAGAGGUUUUGACCGAUGAGGGGCGUUCGAUCCCGUACGACUUUCUCAUCGUAGCUACCGGUCACGCCGAUCCUGUUCCGAGAAGCAGGAAUGGCAGGAUCGAGCAGCUCCGAGAAGAGCACGAAAAGAUAAAGUCAUCUAGCUCUGUCCUAAUUAUCGGAGGCGGUCGCAGGGGCGUCGAACUCGCAGGAGAGAUUGCGAGCGACUACCCGGAGAAGAAGGUGACUCUGGUCCACAAAGGAUCAAGAUUGCUCGAACAUCUAGGACCGAAAGCUUCUGUGAAAGCGCUGAAAUGGUUAAAAAAGAAGGAUGUAGAAGUGCUUUUCGAGCAAACAGUAGAUCCAGGCUCCGUAUCGGAGGGUCAGAAGGAGUUCAAAACAUCAGCUGGGAAACCUGUUGCAGCAGAUUGCCAUUUCGUCUGCACCGGUUGGCCGUUGGCUUCCUCGUGGCUUCAAGAAACCGUCUUAGGCAAGAGCUUAGACGAGCACGGACGGUUGAUGGUUGACGGGAAUUUGAGAGUGAAAGGCCAAAAGAACGUAUUCGCGAUCGGAGAUAUUACCGAUAUCAAGGAACUGAAACAAGGAUAUGUAGCUCAGGCUCAUGCAGCAGUGGUAGCCAAGAACGUAAAGCUGCUGAUGAAGGGAGCUAAAGAAACCAAGAUAGUCGCUUACAAGGCCGGUUCUGUGUUCGCGGUCAUAUCCUUGGGACGGAAAAGCGCGGUGGCUCAAUUCCCUUUCGCGACUAUAAGCGGGCGUGUGGCCGCCAUGACCAAAUCCAAGGACUUGUUUGUGGCAUGGACGAGGAAAACCAUGGGGUUAAGCCCCUAGUACGUUGCAGUAUGUGAAAAACACUUGCUGAGUCAAGUUGUGUGUAUCUGUAUCUCAAUAGAUGCAUGCUAAUGCCAGAUCCUACAUGCGUACAUUAGAAAAAUAUGUGUGCAAGUUUCUUCAAAGACAUAUAAAACAUAGAUUUUAUAAGCAUUCGUCUGCA